AACAACAAGUACCCGUCGCUCACGCAUGCCAUAUCCCUCGCAGAGGAGCUCGAUAUUCCGGCAACCCCCGAGCGCAUUCGGACGUUAGAGAACCUCGUGCGGCAGCUGCCCACUUCAACAGGUUCCUCGACGACCUCCUCCGAAACAUUGCGCGAGACGGAAACCGUCUCCUCGGACGUCCCCAGCGCGUCCAUCAGCCUGUCCAGCCCAGACACCAGCCGCGAACCAUCUCCAAUCAGGAGUGGAACCGCCGUGUUAAGGCUUGGACGUACGAAGGCACCAAGUCCUCUGACAACGGAUGGGGAAGACCCCCUGUUCUCGGACGAGGAAGAGCCGGUGCCGCCGCCCAAGCGCAAGCGCACACUCAAGGAGCGGCUCGCUCCAACACUCAGGGAGCGUCUGGACGAUCCCAUGGACGAGGCGGACGACGCCGUGUCACUCGGCCUAACUGAUGCUGAGGAAGAGAUCGACAAUUUCUUCGAAAGGACCUGGUAUUGUCGCAAGUUCUUCUCGUAG
Dichomitus squalens LYAD-421 SS1 is the source of this 516-nucleotide messenger RNA. RefSeq lists its product as uncharacterized. The record is from RefSeq and is a predicted model, not a curated record. The transcript is spliced from 2 exons. NCBI's taxonomy places the organism in Eukaryota, Fungi, Basidiomycota, Agaricomycetes, Polyporales, Polyporaceae. The annotation marks the transcript as partial.